This is a messenger RNA of Camelina sativa (false flax), 649 nucleotides long. NCBI's taxonomy places the organism in Eukaryota, Viridiplantae, Streptophyta, Magnoliopsida, Brassicales, Brassicaceae. The record is from RefSeq and is a predicted model, not a curated record.
AUGAAAAACCUAGCCAAGGAUCCAUCUGUUAGAGUGAAAGUUGAUUACAAUGUACUUGGAGUAGCGGUUGGUCCAGGGUCAGUCAAGUUGGCAUCAUAUGUAGGGACAUUGAUGCGAGAACACAUCCCUAUCAACAUACCUAACUGGAAGAAAGUGACUCCAGAUCUCAAAACACUUCUCUGGAGAUCUGUUCAGGCAAGGUUUGAGCUUGAUGAAGAUUGGCAAAGGAUAUCUGUGAUUCACCAGAUGGGACAUUUGUGGCGAUCACACAAGUCUGUCACGGUGAAGGCUAUAAAUUUGGCUGCAAAUAACCAAGAGAGGAUGAAUUUGAGACCACCAAAUAUUGGUCCUGUUGAUUGGCAAAAAUUUGUCAAACUCAAAACUAGUGCUGCAUUUAAGGCCGUGAGUGAGAAAUAUAAAGCAAAAAGAAAGAAUCAGAUACCUCACACCACUAGUCGUAAAGGGAUCAGCAGACUAACAGAAGAAAUGAAAGCUGAAAGUGAAGAUCCUUCCAGCGUGACAAGACUAGAUGUUUGGAUCAAGUCUCGCACCAAAAAGGAUGGUACACCAGUAGAUACGAAUGCAGCUGAUUUGAUUGUAAGUCUGAAUAGAGUUGUACACCAGUAAAUAGUGUGUUAUCGACUAGUAA